AAUAUAUUAAUACCGACCUGUUUUGAUAAGCGAUUGGCAGCUGUAAAAUGGAGUACAGAUUUGUUUUUGCGUUGCUGUUCGCGGUUCUAGCAUGUGUCGUACGCGCAAACCAGGCAGAUUCAGAAGAGCGGGAAUUAUUGGAAACCCUCCGAGAAGUUCUGAGGGAGCGCAUUCUCCCGAGUUCUGACGCUGAUGUCACAGAUGUGGACGGACGUGGAUACGAGGGAUCUAACGUUGAUGUCGACGAUCAACGGGCCUUGGAUGAUGAGGCGCGCGGUUACUUGUCGGGAUAUGAGGACGAGGACGUGGAGGAGAACCUCAUUGCCCGACUUCUGGCCUACAAGUCGGCAGUCCGACAACGAGGUUUGCCGUACGACAGGCAGGGUAAAAGAGGUUGGACCAACUGGUUCAAGGAGGCAUUUGAGGAUGCAGGUGACUGGUUUAAAGGCGCUGGCAACUCCAUUGCGGACUUCUUCACGGGAGCCUACAAAGACAUCGCUCAGGCAGUCAAUACGUUGGGAAAUCAAUUAAAGAACCUGCCAAGUGAUCUCAAUAAAAGGCUUCCCAUGCUGAAAACAAUCUACGAUGGCCUAAGCUCAGAGGUCACAAAGUUAGGGAAAGAGGUCGCGAAGCAGAGCGGGAAGGCAAAAGAGGGGGCUCAGAAACUCUUGGCAUUGGCAGAGGCAGAGAAGAAUAAGGCCUGGAAUGAAAUAGAGAAGGGCGUGAAGGCGUUAUGCCCACCGAACAAAUAUGGCGCCACGUGCAGCCAAGACAGCGAUUGCAACUGUAAAUAUCUGAAGUGCACGGGCUGGUGGAGUAAGCGCUGUCGUGUCCGUGUCUAGCUUGGAGGACUGCCGUCGUAUCAACGUAGAGUCGACCAGAGCAUAAUGAUUUUUCUGUUUCAAAGAUGUUUUAUGGACUUGUUUUGUUUCUUUGAAUUUUAAUAAUAUUAUUCAAUGCUAUUUUUCAUGCGUUUGAUUAACAAAAGAUAAUGUUCAGUUGUGCAAUUAGCCGGCAAUGAGUGAUUGAACAAAUCAGUACAUAUAAACAAACCAUCGUUCAUCAUCAUUUUUGCUUUUAAAAAUUAGAAAAAUACUCAAAGUGUGCUUCCUGAAUAAUUUUGCCGCAAAUUUUACUUAGAUUAUCUGUAUUUGUAUUUUAUUGCAUAUAUAUUUUUAACCCCCCCCCUUCUUCCUUCAAUAUCCACAUAUCUAUAUUAUAUUAUAUUUAAUAAAACACAUCUAAAAUUUA
This is a messenger RNA of Mya arenaria, 1251 nucleotides long. RefSeq lists its product as uncharacterized. The coding region runs from base 48 to 842 and encodes 264 amino acids. The record is from RefSeq and is a predicted model, not a curated record. Lineage: Eukaryota; Metazoa; Mollusca; Bivalvia; Myida; Myidae. The transcript has 4 exons.